AUAAUUAUUAUUUCUUUGAAAAUAGAAUAUCUUCGACGCCGUGUCUCAUGCAACGCUGCCCUUAUUACCACCUUAAAUCUUUUUCACAAUUUCUAUUUUUUUUUUUUUUGCGAAAAAGAGAGGAGGGAAAAAAAAAAGAAGCAAUACCAAACGGAAAACCACCUUAACAAGCCAAAACCGAUCUCUCUCUCACAAGAAGGGCAAAGGAGGAGCUAGAAAGAGGCGGUGCUGUUGGUGGUGGAGGGGUAUUGAUCGCGGAAGUACGAGUGGAGGGUGGAGAUGGGGGCGGAGGUGAUAAAGAGGUGGGACACGUGGGAGGAGUUGUUGUUGGGUGGGGCUGUUCUCCGCCACGGGACCCAGGACUGGGACGUUGUGGCCGCCGAGCUCCGUUCCCGAACCGUUUGCCCGUACACUUUCACACCGGAGGUGUGUAAAGCCAAGUAUGAAGGCUUGCAACGGCGCUUUUCUGGGCGCAAAUCCUGGUUUGAGGAGCUACGAAAGCAACGAAUGGCAGAGUUGAGAGAAGCUUUGGAACAAUCUGAUGACUCAAUUGGGUCAUUGGAAACAAAGCUUAAAUCCCUGGAGGCUGAAAAGGGAUACAAUCAUAAAGUCGAUUAUGAUUCUAGCCAGACAAUAUCACUGGUACUGUUUCAGAAAUCUGAUGGAGUUGAAUCUACGAGUAGAGAAGCUUCUAGGGAUGAGCUAUCUGUUGGUAGUUUCACUCAAGAUACGCGGACAAAUCUGUCACAUAAAUGUCAGAUUCCAGCAGUGGUGUCACCCGAAGAUUCAGAGACUAAUCUUGAAAGUUCUCAGUUUUCCAAGCAAGGGAAAGUUUCAAGCAUCGGAAAAUUAGCAGAGAAUGUAGGUAGUGUACAGGUAGGAGGGACUGUAAGAAAGAAAAGAGGGAGGAGAAAGAGGAAAGAUUGCAGUAAGGAAGUCAAGGAAGGGAGUGUUGGAGAAAAUGAACAUUUAGUAUCGGCUGAUGUUGCUACUGAGUCCAGGUGUAAACAAAAUUCAACUGGUCACUUUGGCCUGAAUACAGGAUCAUCUAGUGCUCAAAAUGCUGGAUCAUCCAGCAUCGAUCAAAAACUAGGUUCGGGCAAGGAUAGUUUCCAUGAUCUUGUUGGGCUCUUUAAUUCUAUUGCAGAAAGUAAAGGUGCUUCCACUUUUCAUCAUAGGCUUGAUGGGCAGAAGAGACGAAGAUACAAGAUAAUGAUUCGACGUCACAUGGAUCUGGACACCAUAAAAUCAAGAAUUGCCAGUCAGUCAAUCUUCUCACGUAAGGAACUCUUCAGAGAUCUGCUGCUUGUAGCCAACAAUGCCUUGGUCUUUUACUCCAAGAACACGCGUGGUUACAAAUCUGCGUUGCUCCUCAGAGAACUUGUACGCAAAACUAUGCAACAGCAACUUGGGAACUACUGCUGCAAGGCUGCUGCUAUUGUCCCACUCUCAUUUGGACCUUCCAUGCUUAAUGCUCCGGUGAAACCCCGAAGUUCUCGCCCCGCUAAGCGUACUAGUAAGAUGCCAGGAAAGUUUUCCAAUGCCAAUAACGUUGUUACUAAAGCUUCAAAUGCUGGUAAAAAACUGACUUUAGCUAGUUCCCUUCAACCGGAAAACAGUGACAACUAUCAAAGUGCAUUGCCGGCCUCGAAAAGACGUAAAAGUGCCAGCCAACAACCACUUGAUAGUCCAAACCCAACAGCAAAAUGGAGAAAGAAGUAACUGAUACUAGAUAAGUUGUAUAUUCUCACCCUGUUUUCCUUUGUAAAUCUCAAACCUCAGUUUCCGGUCAGACUCCUCACUUUCUCAAUUAGGAUGUUUUGCGGUACAAGAUUAUCAUCGCAAUUAGAGUUUGAAAAUUUUCUCUCCUUUCCAUCCCUCUCUCUCUCCCCUGUAAGUCUUUGUAGUGAUGUUUUCCAAACUCUUCUCAUUAGCAAUGUAUUUUAAGGCUGACUGAAUUAUGAGCAAGUAAAAAAAACUGAAUAACAGCUCAAUUUCUUGAGGAAAAUUAGCAGUUUUAGUGGCUGAUUCAAU
Molecule: messenger RNA, 2034 nt
Organism: Tripterygium wilfordii
Lineage: Eukaryota; Viridiplantae; Streptophyta; Magnoliopsida; Celastrales; Celastraceae
Exons: 5
Coding region: 280-1722 (480 amino acids)
Cellular component (GO): NuA4 histone acetyltransferase complex
Molecular function (GO): protein binding
Source: RefSeq, a predicted model, not a curated record